GUAAGAGUCACAAAUAAUCAGAUUAUUUUAAAAUCAUGAAUGUGGAUGCUCUAAGGCCAUGUAUUAUUGUUUUUUCAAGAGAAAGUUAUCUCUUAUUUUAGUUCCGUUUUCCCAAUUUCCCUUAUUAGCUUAUCUAACUAUUAGAAAAAUAAUUUGGCGUCAUUCCCAAAUCCAGAAAACGGACGGAAGGAGCUAAAGAUUUUCAAAAUCGCUUUUAAAUUCAAUCAAUUCGCAGGAGGAAUUUAAUAAUAGUUUCUUCAUCUUCUAUAUGCAUUGUUCGAUCAUCAUCGCCAUUUUAAAUAAACACAUGAUCUAACAUAAACCAGCAACCAAACCAAAUCAAAACUCUUUCAAAUAUUUCUGCAAUUGCCAUAAAUAAUUUAUGAAGACAAAACACAAUCUUCAUAUAGGUACAUAUAUGUACAUUGAGGGGUAUACACAUAGAUAAUAGUUAUAGGAAACAAUAAAAAGAGAGGGAGCAUGGGGAUGGAUUAUUACAGCUUAUUGAAGGUGGAUAAGACGGCGACGGAUGAAGACCUGAAGAAGGCUUAUAGGAAGCUGGCAAUGAAAUGGCAUCCUGACAAGAACCCUACCAAUAAGCUUCAAGCCGAAGCCAUGUUCAAGCAGAUCUCCGAGGCGUAUGAGGUAUUGAGUGAUCCACAGAGAAGGCAAGUGUAUGAUCAGUAUGGUGAAGAAGGGCUAAAAGACAUGUCAGUCUCAAAUGAACAACCUGGAUACCAAAACGGGUUCAAUCCACGAAAUGCUGAGGACAUAUUCGCAGAAUUUUUUGGGAGCAGCCCAUUCGGAUUUGGAUCAGGUGGGGGUGGAGGAGGUGGAAGUGGAAGAUCAUCAAACAGGUUUACAUCCUAUGAUGGAGGAGGAAAUUCCUCUACUAAUUCUACAGGUAACGGAGAUUAUCGUUUCUUUAGAUCGACAAGUGAUGGAAACAGUAAUAGCAGUAUGACAAAGCAGAAGCCAGCCCCAGUGGAGACUAAAUUAGCCUGCAGCCUUGAGGAGCUCUAUUCUGGCUCAACUAGAAAGAUGAAGAUCUCUAGAACUGUGUUGAAUGCUAAUGGGAGAUUACAACAAGAAUCAGAGAUAUUAUCCAUUGAUUUAAAGCCAGGGUGGAAGAAAGGAACAAAGAUAACAUUUCCAGACAAAGGGAAUGAGCAAGUGAACCAGCUUCCUGCAGAUCUUGUUUUUGUGAUUGAUGAGAAGCCACAUGAAGUGUUCAAGAGAGAUGGGAACGAUCUGGUUAUUACCUUCACGAUAACGUUAGCAGAGGCAAUUGGAGGGACAACGUUAAACGUAACAACAUUGGACGGGCGGAACCUACCGAUCACUGUGAAAGAGAUGGUGAGACCGGGGUAUGAAAUGGUAGUUGAAGGAGAAGGCAUGCCCAUUGCGAAAGAUCCUGGGAGUAGGGGUGAUUUGAAGGUUAUCUUUGAAGUUAAGUUCCCGACCAAGUUGACCACCGAGCAGCGAGCUUCCCUCAAGCUCGUUUUAGGUGGAUGAAUCACACCAUGUAAAAAAUCAACCUUUCCUUUUUUUAUAUACAUGAAAUCAC
Cuscuta epithymum is the source of this 1567-nucleotide messenger RNA. The record is from the annotation of a GenBank genome assembly. NCBI's taxonomy places the organism in Eukaryota, Viridiplantae, Streptophyta, Magnoliopsida, Solanales, Convolvulaceae.